Messenger RNA from Manihot esculenta (cassava), 1020 nucleotides. RefSeq names its product PLASMODESMATA CALLOSE-BINDING PROTEIN 5. NCBI's taxonomy places the organism in Eukaryota, Viridiplantae, Streptophyta, Magnoliopsida, Malpighiales, Euphorbiaceae. Bases 229 to 756 code for a protein of 175 amino acids. The transcript is spliced from 3 exons. The record is from RefSeq and is a predicted model, not a curated record.
AAGUUCUAAAAUUAACUCACUUUCACAUACGUCUAUCACUCUCUCCUCUGCUUCUUGGAUCUCUCUUUCCAUGUCCCCAAAACCCUCCAACGGUCACAUUUCCAUCAGCCUCUCAAUAAAACCCUUCAAAUUCUCACCUCAAAGCCGUUUCUUCCCUUCUCUUUCUUUUUAAAAGACACCAAAAUCUCUAGUUAUUUCACCAGUUUGUUUCUUUUUCUUGAUUAAAUCAUGUCUGGGUCUCUUCUUUUGCUGCUCCUGCUAGUAGCCUUUUCGCUUCCACGUUCUCUCGGGGGCCAAAACGGUAUCGCGCCGAGGGAUCUCUGGUGUGUUGCUAAGAACAACGCCGACGACCAGGCCCUUCAGGGUGCGAUCAACUGGGCGUGUGGGCCCGGUGGAGCCGAUUGCAGUCCCAUCCAGCAAGGCGGGCCUUGUUAUGAUCCUAAUAAUAUUCAGACAACAGCGUCUUGGGCUUUUAAUGACUAUUACCUCAAGCAUGGGUUAACUGACGAUGCUUGCUCCUUCAGCAACUCUGCUGCUCUCACUUCCUUAAACCCUAGCCAUGAUAAUUGCAAAUUUCCUUCCAGCCUGUCGGUGAGCAAUAGGAACAGUUCUGAUUCAACGACAGCGACAAUUGGAAUGGGGCCAGACACUGCUGCAGAUUUUAGCAGAAGUAAUCAGAUUACAGGCACAUGGUUGUGGCCCUUAAUCAUCGGUCAUCUGUUGGUUGUGCUUGCAACAAUAAUUGGAGCAUGGUAGACAGCUACGCAGUUUGAUUCUUUAUUCAUUGAAGCAGUUUUCGGGCAAAAUUUAGUUGAGCCAAAAGCAAAGGCUUUGUUCAGAAGAUGGACAGUUAGGAUUUAGGUAUUUGAUCCAUGGUAGAUUCCUCUUCCACUUCUGUUUUGUUAGCUUGGCUUUGUAAUUUUGUCAAUUAUAUUAAAAUCUUGUAAUUUCUAGCCUCUUCUUUUAGAUUAGUGAAAGAUGGCUUGGGAUCAGAAAGCAUUAUUUAAGCUUGAAAUCUCA